AUGGGAAAUCAAAAUGGAAGAGAAAAUCGUUCAUCACCUAAUUUAAAAAGUCGACGUUCAAUUUCAAAACCAUUUUUAAAUCUAUCAUCUCAUUCAGAAUCACCGUUAUUAUCGUCGUCGUCUUCGACAACACACACAAACACUAUAUUGGAUGAUAUAUCAGUUCAUAGUCAAGGUUCAUUUCGUGUAACGCCAUGUGGUACUUUAGUUCAUUCAUCAAAUAACAAUAAUAACAACAAUCAAGAGUUUUUACUAACAGCUGAUAAACGUUGGCUAUCACGUGAAUUACUAUCUCAAUGUGACACAACACCCACAACGUCUUCCUCAUUUAUAAGUAGUUGUCAUUUACAUCACAAUCAUAGUUUACCCAACGAUUACGUUCUUUCUUCAUCGUCAGCAAUCAUAUCAAAUGAUCCAAAUUCAUGUUGUUUACAAAAUGUGUAUGUUGCUCUACACGCAUUUCAGGGCUCGGACGACAAACAGUUGACUUUAGCGGUGGGAGAUCAUCUCAUUAUUAUUGGCUGUAACAAUAGUAGUGAAUGGUGUGAAGUGAAAAAUUUUCGUGGUGAAACAGGCUGGGUACCAAAAUCAUUUAUUCGGCCGCUAGAUUCAUUAGAUAGACAUUCUUGGUUUCAUGGUAAAGUGUCUAGAUGUGAAGCUGAAUAUUUACUUACUCAAGGAAUUAAUGGAAGUUUCUUAGUGCGUGACAGUGAGACAGUACCUGGACAACUGUCUAUUAGUGUACGUUAUGAAGAGCGUAUAUAUCAUUAUCGCAUAAAUAAGGAUGAAAAUGGUCAAUAUUAUGUUAGCACGGAAUUUCGUUUUCAAAAUUUACAACAAUUAAUUUAUCAUCAUUCAACCAAAACCGAUGGACUUGUACAUUUACUGCUAUAUCCAAUAAGUAAACAAAAAAAUCAACCACCAUUGUUUAAAAUAGAUGAUAAAUGGGAGAUAGCAAGAUCAGAAAUUAUUAUGCAAUGUAAAGAAGGAGGAGGACAAUACGGCGAUGUAUACAAGGCACUUUGGAAAAGGUACAAUAAAAUUGUUGCGGUUAAAACAUUAAAAGAAACAAUGAAUGUUACAGAUUUUAUUGAUGAAGCAUGCGUUAUGAAAGAGAUGAAACAUCCUAAUUUAGUUCAGUUAUUAGGCGUUGUUACAUUAGAGCCACCUUACUAUAUUAUCACAGAAUUUAUGCCGUACGGAUGUUUAUUGGAUUAUUUGAAGAAACGUUCUCGCUCCGAAUUAACAUCAACCGUUUUAAUGUAUAUGGCCGGGCAAAUAGGAUCAGGAAUGACAUAUUUAGAGCAAAAGAAUUUUAUUCAUAGAGAUUUAGCAGCAAGAAAUUGUUUAGUAGGCGAGAAACAUUUGGUGAAAGUAGGCGAUUUUGGUCUCGCUAGACUCAUUCAAUGUGAAAAUCAUUAUACGGCCAAAUUAGGUGCAAAAUUUCCAAUAAAGUGGACUGCACCGGAAGGAUUAGCGUUUAAUCAAUUUUCUACAAAGUCGGAUGUGUGGAGUUUCGGUAUUCUGCUUUAUGAAAUUGCUACAUAUGGCUCUUCGCCGUAUCCAGGAGUCGAAUUAUCUGAUGUUUAUCAUUUAUUAGAGACCGGCUGUCGGAUGCCCUGUCCAGAAGGUUGUCCAGUCGAUGUUUAUAAUUUAAUGCAGAAAUGUUGGCGAUGGAAUCCUGAUGAACGGCCGACUUUUAAAGAGAUACAUGCUGAACUUGAUUGUAUGACAUCUGUUGGUUUUCAUAAUCAAGAAAAUGGUACAUCCCGAGCAGUUGAUUAUGGUCCAUCAGCACAGAGACUUCGUCCUACCAUACCUCCUCCAAGACCACCGGCUAGAACAUGUUCAUUUAAAGAUGCAAUGAACGUGACACCACCUCCUCCGCCAGCCUCCGCCCAUCGGUCACUUUUAGCACGUUUUCUUCCAUCACCUUUAGUUGCUCAGCCGUCAUCAACAUUCACUUCAUCCAUUAUAAGCCAUCCUGUUGAUCAAAUUAUCUUAGAACAUCCGUCUGAAUUUAACAAUACAAAAUUACCAAUACCACCAACAGCGUCACAACAACAACAGGAAACAACGAAUCAACCAAAUAUAAUUACAACACCGCAAAAUAAGGAUAAAUUAAGAGUGGAUCGUCCAAGAAAUAUAAAUCCUGAAGCUCGCCUAUCAACAUUUAGUAGUAAAAAACCACUAUCGACAAUACAAAACUCAACAUCAACAACAUUUUCAUCAACGGCGUCUACAACAGCAAAUAAUUCAUUUCCAAAAGAAGUUGAUCAACAACAACCAAUUUGUGAUAAUUCAUCACGAUUAAUAACAUCAAAUAACGAUGUCCUACCAUCAGAAAGUGAUGAAACAUCAAUGACAAGAAAAACGAAAGAUGAAACUGUAAAACAGGAUAAAUUGAAUAAAAAAGCAAAUAGGGUGAAAUCCAAUACAUCGCUCGAUAUAAUAUCCUCGUCAAAUAAGCUUAAUAGUGACUCUAAAUCUCCCAAACACAACCUUCCUCCGCCGCCAGAAGCAUCCACGCCAGAAUUUUGUCGCAUAAAUCUACGUCGUACAACUGGUUUACCAACAGCAAAAGUUGUUUCAUCACCUUCUUCAUCAACUUCUUCUUCUAGUGGUGAUAAUAAAACCGAUACGUUGACAACAUCAUGUCCUCCGGGCACUCUUCCAUUUGAAAAUAAUGCUAUUGAAACAACAUCGUCUAAUGUUGGUAACGCUAUUCGUUUGUUUUCUGAAUAUGCUUCUAGUCGAUGUCAAGAUUCUGCUAAACAAUCAUCCACAACAGUCGUAAACACAUGUACAGAUAAUGAGACUAAUCAAACAGAUAUGAUGCGUUCAUUGCUAGAAUGUAUUCAACUAUUAAUGAAAAAUUUGAGACAAAUACAUAAAAUUCGUCGAACAAAAGUAUCGUCGAGUAUGACAAUCGACGAUGAUACAGCAGUAGUAACGAAAGAAAAUAUUGGAAAUAAAAAUUCAAUUACAACAUCUACAAUUACAUUUGUCAAUGAUUUGAAUCAUUUCGGUGAACGUGUUUGUCAAAUAAAAGUAUCACCACAAAUUGCAUUUCGUUUACGUGAACAUGUUCAACAAAUACGUGAUACAGCCGCACAACUACUGUCUAGCACAACAAAUGAUGAUUCAACUAUAGCAUCAGCGACAACAAUUGUUUCUUCAUCCGAUGAAGACGUCACAUUGACAAAAUUAACACGAAUAUUACAAGAUAUUAAACAGAUACUUGAUAAACUAUAG
Molecule: messenger RNA, 3255 nt
Organism: Didymodactylos carnosus
Lineage: Eukaryota; Metazoa; Rotifera; Eurotatoria; Philodinida; Philodinidae
Source: the annotation of a GenBank genome assembly